AUGAUCAGCGCCUCCAAGCCCCUGGCUUUCUCCAUCGAGCGGAUUAUGGCCAGGACCCCCGAGCCCAAGGCCGUGCCCGUGCCCCACUUCCUGCAGGGGGCCGCGCCCAAGGGAGAACUGAGACCCCCCCUGCACCUGAGCCCGUCCAUCCCCUGCAUGAUCCCCUUCGUGCCCGUGGCCUUCGACCCCGGGGCCAAGGCGGGGCUGGCCGGGCCGGAGCCCAGAAAGGACCAUCCGGAUUCCUCGUCCUCGUCCUCGUCCUCUUCGUCCUCGUCGUCGUCGUCGUCGUCGUCGUCGUCCUCCUUCAGCUGCAGCGACCUCCUGAACUGCGCCCUCGGCCUGAAGGGCGAGCUCCCCCGCGACGCGCUGCCGCUGCAGCAGUACAAACUGGUCAGGCCCCGGGUGGUCAAUCACUCGUCCUUCCACGCCAUGGGCGCCCUGUGCUACUUCAACCGGGGCGAGGCCCCGUGCGCCCCGGCGGCCGGCGGGGGCGGCGGGGGCGGCGGGGGAGGCGCCGUCAGCAUCCACCCGGUGGCCUCCUACUUCCUCAGCUCCCCGCUGCCCCCGCCGCCCAAGGCCUACCUGGCCGAGAGGAACAAGUACCCCGCCGGCCUGGCCUUCAAGGACCUGUCGCCGGCCCAGCUGCAGCACUACAUGAAAGAGAGCGCCCAGCUCCUGUCGGAGAAAAUCGCCUUCAAAACCUCCGACUUCAGCCGGGGCUCCCCCAACAGCAAACCCAAAGUUUUCACUUGCGAAGUCUGUGGGAAGGUGUUCAAUGCGCACUAUAACUUAACCCGUCACAUGCCGGUGCACACCGGAGCCCGCCCGUUCGUCUGCAAGGUUUGCGGAAAAGGCUUCCGUCAGGCGAGCACGCUGUGCAGGCACAAAAUCAUCCACACCCAGGAGAAGCCCCACAAGUGUACCCAGUGCGGUAAAGCGUUUAAUCGAAGCUCCACUCUAAACACGCACACCCGCAUCCACGCCGGCUACAAACCAUUCGUGUGCGAGUUCUGCGGCAAAGGCUUUCAUCAGAAAGGGAAUUAUAAGAACCACAAGUUGACCCACAGCGGCGAGAAGCAAUUCAAGUGUACCAUUUGCAACAAGGCGUUCCACCAGGUGUACAACCUGACCUUCCACAUGCACACGCACAACGACAAGAAGCCCUUCACCUGUCCCACCUGCGGCAAGGGUUUCUGCAGGAACUUUGACCUCAAGAAACACGUCCGCAAGCUGCACGACAGCGGCCUGGGGCCAGCAUCUCCUAGUCAGGAGAUCUGGGCCAGAAGGGCUAAUGGUUCCUAG
Messenger RNA from Ornithorhynchus anatinus (platypus), 1302 nucleotides. RefSeq names its product FEZ family zinc finger 1 (gene FEZF1). The record is from RefSeq and is a predicted model, not a curated record. The transcript is spliced from 5 exons. Gene Ontology annotation, cellular component: nucleus. The coding region runs from base 1 to 1302 and encodes 433 amino acids. Lineage: Eukaryota; Metazoa; Chordata; Mammalia; Monotremata; Ornithorhynchidae.